AUUUUUGAACACUUCUGUUUUGCUUUUUCUGUGGUUCUUACACUGUUUUCAUUCAACAUGUCUGGACGUGGAAAACAAGGAGGCAAAGCCCGCGCUAAGGCUAAGACGCGGUCCUCGAGAGCUGGACUCCAGUUUCCAGUGGGUAGAGUUCAUCGUCUACUCCGUAAGGGGAACUAUUCUGAGCGGGUCGGGGCCGGCGCGCCGGUGUACCUGGCGGCGGUGCUGGAGUACCUGACGGCGGAGAUCCUGGAGCUGGCGGGCAACGCGGCCCGCGACAACAAGAAGACGCGCAUCAUCCCGCGCCACCUACAGCUGGCCAUCCGCAACGACGAGGAGCUCAACAAGCUGCUGGGGCGCGUGACCAUCGCGCAGGGUGGUGUGCUGCCCAACAUCCAGGCCGUGCUGCUGCCCAAGAAGACCGAGAGCCACCACAAGGCUAAGGGCAAGUGAAGCUCUUAAGCAGCCCUCCAGUUCACGAAAUCAAAGGCUCUUUUCAGAGCCACCCACUUAUUAUGGAAAGCGCUGCAAUACUUAUGUCAGGGAUACAUUUUUAGAUUUCAAGAAGUUUCAUUUGCCUGUUAGUCAUACUAUCCUGUCCAUAAGAUUUUUUUUGUUUAAUAAUGGACACUUGGUGCUCCCAUCCUUGCCGCAAAGAAGUCGCUUCACUUUCUAAGCUGUUGUUCACAUACGCACCGUAAAAUGUUUGAAAACCUUCUGAAACGAUUUCGGGCGUCCUCAAGAAAACAAUACAUUUAUAGACCCACAAAAAAUCUGUUGGAGUUGCAAUUCUGUGUCAGGUCAUAACUUAAGGCUGUAGGCUAUGUAAAUGACAGAAUGGUAGGAAUCGAGACCAUAAUGUCAAUUUGGUGACAGGUUGUCUUGUGUAUAUGUCCACUGUGUAUAUACAUAUAUAUAUAGUUAUAUAUGCACUAUAUUGAAACAAAUUUACUGUAAGUCUAAAAUAGGAAUGAAAGAACAGAAGAGGGAGAGAUGACCAAUGACAUGGGAGGGCGGGCUUUUUAAAUUUCACGGACGAUGGCGUUCUUAGAAUUUUUUAGCCCGUUGGUUAUUUCUCUUUUCAGAAAAAAACAGUGAAGUGCACUAAAAUCGACACUAUACGCUUUGAAAGCAGCCUGAGAACCAAUUAGAUCACAGCGUGGAAUCUACCAACCCGACUGAUCUGCUCCUAUGAAUAAGGUCAGAACC
This is a messenger RNA of Equus caballus (horse), 1206 nucleotides long. RefSeq names its product H2A clustered histone 8 (gene H2AC8). Gene Ontology annotation, molecular function: structural constituent of chromatin; protein heterodimerization activity; DNA binding. NCBI's taxonomy places the organism in Eukaryota, Metazoa, Chordata, Mammalia, Perissodactyla, Equidae. Gene Ontology annotation, cellular component: chromatin; nucleosome. Gene Ontology annotation, biological process: heterochromatin formation. The record is from RefSeq and is a predicted model, not a curated record.